Messenger RNA from Adineta steineri, 960 nucleotides. The record is from the annotation of a GenBank genome assembly. Lineage: Eukaryota; Metazoa; Rotifera; Eurotatoria; Adinetida; Adinetidae.
AUGUCUUAUGAGAAAGAAGAAUCGAUAGCUAUUCAAGCAUGUCUUCAAGCAGCUAAAUUAACUGAACGUGUUCGUUCGAAAAUACCAAAAGCUAUAGAAAAAAUAGAUAAUUCACCAGUUACUUUAGCGGAUUUCGGUUCUCAAGCAUUAAUAUGCUAUCAUAUUCAUAGUGCAUUUCCUGAUGAUCCUAUUGUAGCCGAAGAAAACCCAAAAGAAUUACUUAAACCUGAAAGAGCUGGAGAUCUUAAACAAAUAGUUGAUUAUGUUAAAGAAGAUAAUAAAGAUGUCGAUGAAAAGAAACUUAUUGAAUGGAUUGGGUAUGGUAAUGGACGUGUUAGCGAACGUUUUUGGACAUUAGAUCCGAUUGAUGGUACUAAAGGUUUCAUACGUCAAGAUCAAUAUGCAAUUGCACUUGCUUUAAUUGUUGAUGGUGAUGUUAAAGUUGGUGUUAUGGCAUGUCCGGCAUAUGGUAGUGAUGGAGGGCUUUUAUUUUAUGCUGUUCGUGGUAAAGGUUCCUAUACACAAUCAAUUACUUCAUACGAUACAACUAUACCAACUCGUAUACAUAUAGUAGCAAAUAAUGAUCAGAAUACUUUUCGUUUUACUGAAAGUGUUGAAAGUUGUCAUGGUGAUCAAACGAAACAAAAUGAAAUAGCAAAGCGUAUUGGAAUUCAAACACCACCAAUACGUAUGGAUUCACAAGUAAAAUAUGGCUUAGUAGCUAAUGGAGAAGCCGUACUUUAUUUUCGUUUUCCGAAUCCACAUAGACAAGAUUAUCGAGAAAAUAUUUGGGAUCAUGCAGCAGGUACAAUUAUUGUUGAAGAAGCUGGAGGAAAAGUAACUGAUAUGGAUGGUAAACCAUUAAAUUUUCGAGAUAAUGAAAAAAUGCUUCAUAAUCGUGGAGUUAUUGUUAGUAAUGGAAUAAUUCAUGAUCAAGUACUUGAAGUUUUAAAAAGUUAG